CAACACCAGAAUUUCAGAAGCAUCGUCUGCUGCAGCCGAAGAAAAGCGCAACACCAGCCAGCCUUAAAUUCGACAACCAGCAACACGACGAGAGGGCAUAAAGACGCCGAAACCGUCAGAUUUUAAUUGUCACAAAGCGCCAAGCAAACACAAUGCCGUCGACGCACAAAAAAGAAAAGCCAUGGGACACGGACGACAUCGACAAGUGGAAGGUCGACCCUUUCACCAAGGACGAGUCUUCGGGCCCAUUCCUUGAGGAAUCUUCCUUCAUGACCCUCUUCCCCAAGUACCGCGAGCGCUAUCUCAAGGAUUCUUGGCCCCUCGUCACCAAAGCCCUCGACAAGAACGGCAUCACCGCGACGCUGGAUCUCAUCGAGGGCUCCAUGACAGUCAAGACAACCAGAAAGACAUUCGAUCCCGCGGCGAUUUUGAAUGCGCGAGACCUCAUCAAGCUCCUGGCGCGGUCCGUACCAGCGCCCCAAGCCAUCAAGAUUCUCGAGGACGGGAUGGCGUGCGACAUUCUCAAGAUCCGGAGCAUGGUGCGGAACAAGGAUCGGUUCGUGAAGAGGCGGCAGCGGAUAUUGGGGCAGAACGGAACAACACUGAAAGCGCUCGAGUUGCUCACGGAGACCUACAUCCUGGUUCACGGCAACACGGUUUCGGUAAUGGGGCCGUUUAAGGGGCUAAAGGAGGUCAGAAGGGUGGUCGAGGACACGAUGCAAAACGUCCACCCAAUCUACCUAAUCAAGGAGCUGAUGAUCAAACGCGAACUGGCCAAGGACCCGGGGCUGGCGCACGAAGACUGGAGCCGGUACCUUCCCAACUUCAAGAAGCGCACGCUGUCCAAGCGGCGGACGCCGUUCAAGGUCACGGACAAGGCCAAGAAGACGUACACGCCGUUCCCGCCGGCGCCCGAGAAGAGCAAGGUGGACCAGCAGAUCGAGACGGGCGAGUAUUUCUUGGGCAAGGAGGCCAAGCACCGGGCGGCCGAGGCGGAGCGGGCCGAGAAGGCCAAGCAAAAGAAGGAGGAGAAGAAGCGGGAGCGCGAGCGCGAGUACGUGCCGCCCGAGGAAGGCGCAGGCAAACCGAAGAAGAGGAAGACAACACACGACUGAAGGGAGCAUGGUGGUGGUUAUGGUAGCGGUGGUGGUGGUGGCAGUGGAAGCUUCGGAGAGGAACGGUCUGUCAAGUUCGAUCUUCGAAUCCCAUGAUACCCAUGCAGGAAAAUAUUUGACCCGGUGCAGAUGGUUUGUCGUGGCCGGUGGACGGCGAUACCAGCACCGGACAGGACGGGAAGCUAGACCGCCCCGUAUAGACGCAGUGGUUGGAUUAUUAAUAAAGAUCUACCCGCUCGGCGGAUGGGCCGAGGCAAGCGCGUCAUUGGGAUCCGCUAGUGCGGGGAGGUGGGGGCAGUCCGUCUCCGGCGGAACGUCGCUGACGACAAACCGGCAUUGCGGAGAUAUAGAAGAGU
Messenger RNA from Chaetomium fimeti, 1471 nucleotides. RefSeq lists its product as uncharacterized. Gene Ontology annotation, molecular function: RNA binding. Gene Ontology annotation, cellular component: nucleolus; small-subunit processome. The transcript has 4 exons. Lineage: Eukaryota; Fungi; Ascomycota; Sordariomycetes; Sordariales; Chaetomiaceae. The record is from RefSeq and is a predicted model, not a curated record. Bases 153 to 1115 code for a protein of 320 amino acids.